This is a messenger RNA of Phytomonas sp. EM1, 1134 nucleotides long. The record is from the annotation of a GenBank genome assembly. NCBI's taxonomy places the organism in Eukaryota, Euglenozoa, Kinetoplastea, Trypanosomatida, Trypanosomatidae.
AUGGAGGGCUACGCGGCCUUCUCGACCCCUUAUGAGCUCAUCCGUACCCACCUUUACGAUGUCGAUCGGGGGGAAACGCUGCGGAGCGCGCGGGCGGCCUUGGCGCGGCGGCAGUGGCAUACCCUGAGGCUGUGCGCCUCUAAACGCCGGCGCCUCGCGGAGGUGGAGCGGGAGGCGUGCGGCCAACCACCAAUCCCUUUGGGGCCGUCGCAUACAUGGUGUGCGGGGGAGGAGGGAUCCCUGAGGGGCCCGCCACGCAGGGGUUUCUUCACCGGCCUCCUCCUGUCGGCGUGGGCGUCCAUUCGAGGCGUCAGGGACGACGGCACCCGCUCCGCCGCGGCCUCACGCGUCCGACGCCAUCCGCGGAUCACCGAAGAAGCCGGCGACUUACGUGGGCUCAUCGCCGGUUUCCACCAGCACUCGCUAUUCCUUUUUCUCCGUGCGGCGGCGGUGGACGGCAUCCUGCAGGCGACAGAGCACGGCCAAACGGCAUCGGGGCGGUUCUGGGCAUUCAGUGGCGUCGUCUUGGGGUUGUACGCCGCGACCAAGCUCAGUUUGACGGUGAUCCGCGUAGGCUGCGCGACGCUCUCAACGCAGGACCCGCUUACGCAGGUGGUGGAUCUCCUGCGGUGGCUCCACAUCCCAUCGCCGCCACCCCUUUUCGACGUCGGAGUCCGUGAGGGUGGGGCCGUCUCCCCAUUGGGAGUUGAAGGGUUCUUUCACACGCGAACCCUCCAACUCUUCGCAGUGCUCGUGAAUGGGUGGAUGAUUCUCUCGUCGGUGCGUGGGCUGCUACUCAUUGUGUUUCGUCUAACGAUGACGUUCCGCUCCGUUACGGCAGAUACCACGGCGGUGGUGUUUGCUGGGCUGAUCGGGGUGUACUUCCUCGGGCAGCUCGUUCUUUUGUUGCCGUUGCCGCCCCCAGAAACCUCUUUGUCUGUAACCGGGGAUGCUGUGAGCGCCCUUACCGACGGUGGCGUGGGGUUGGCGCUCGCCCUGGAGCCCUUCCCGAUGGACUUUUACCAGCGACUGAACGAUUGGUGCUUCGUGUUAAGCUUCAUGGUGACGCUUUUUGUGCAGCGCUAUGUGCUUGGGGAUCCAGCCGCCACCACCGUCUCCGUAGCCCAUGGUUGA